This is a messenger RNA of Fusarium venenatum, 576 nucleotides long. RefSeq lists its product as uncharacterized. Lineage: Eukaryota; Fungi; Ascomycota; Sordariomycetes; Hypocreales; Nectriaceae. The record is from RefSeq and is a predicted model, not a curated record.
AUGUGUCUCGCUCUUACUACAUCCGUUCCAUGGCCAAAUAGUCUUCCAUCUGGCCGGACCUUGACGGGAAAGAUGUUAACUACCAAAUCAUCCACGACCAUAUAUCUGAUCCAGGCCAACGACGGUGGAGACGCAGGCCCUGUCUCUGUCACCGUAACCGUUGAGCCACGACACACAAAAUACAACUGUGAUUCUGUUUACACAAAUGUUUACAACAAUGACGAAGCUGAGCAUACAGUCAUAGUCUCUCUUCAUUACAAGAUGAGCGACAGAAUACCUCAAGAAUGCACCAUCAGCGUCGGAGGAGAUGAGUCAACGCAGGUCUCCUAUACAGCUGGCGGGACGGAUGAGAUGCUCACAGAAACGUCCGCUGAUAUUCCUAUGAUCAUCACGGGUGGCUUAGAGUAUCUCACCGGAAGCCCAUCAACCUCGGUUGCUGCCAGUGUUACUUCCGAUCCCCUGACUGAGAAGGGAAUGCAAAGCAACCCAACCGACGUUGAUAUCACAAGUCAUACGAACAAGCCCACAUCUACACCAAGUCCCACGAUUUCUGUAAGCGAGUCUGAGCCUAUAUAA